This is a messenger RNA of Cavenderia fasciculata, 1551 nucleotides long. RefSeq lists its product as uncharacterized. The transcript is spliced from 4 exons. Bases 1 to 1551 code for a protein of 516 amino acids. NCBI's taxonomy places the organism in Eukaryota, Evosea, Eumycetozoa, Acytosteliales, Cavenderiaceae. The record is from RefSeq and is a predicted model, not a curated record.
AUGAUAAUAACAAAGAAGAAGACAUUAUACUCGAGUGGUGGUGGGACACCAUCAUUGCUCUCUUUUAAAACACACCACCACUAUUACACUUUUACGAAAUUAAAUUUAAUACUAUUACUUUUAUGCAUCAUUACAACUCUAUUUGUAAAUACUACAAAUUGUACAUAUCAUCAACAACAACAACAACAGAAUAAUAAGAAUAUUAAUAAGAUAAACAUCAAUAAUAAUAAUAAUAAUGUAACAACAAUCGAAAAUAUAAAGAUCGAAGAUUAUAAUCAUCGUGAUAAAGAUAUAGAUGAUUUGAUUAAAUCAUUUAAACCAAAGUACUAUACUAAUAAUGUAAAGAAAUAUGAUUCACUAAAUACACAAUGUACAGAAUAUGAACAACCAAUAGUUGGAGAUUUUGGGUUUAGUAACCUUGCCAAUGGAUUAACGACGAGUUGGAUAUUUGAUAUGAGUAACAAUCUAAUGAAAAAGGCAAUGUUUAGGUUGUGUACAGACGAUGAAUGCGGUUCACCUAGAUAUACUUUGCAAGGAGACUAUUAUGCAGAGAUGAACUAUAGUCCGCUGUUGUUGGGUGUGGAACAGACCAUGUCACUCAUACAACCUGUUGUACUCAACCCGCUACCCGACUUGACGCAGACAUACUACCUCGAGUUUUCACUAACCAGUUGUCUGUUUCCAGAGACAUUGCGACCACAGUUUUGGGUGGAUGUUGGCGGUAGUGGCAACCUGAUGUUUCAGUCGACCGGCACUAUCCUGUAUGGCGGUCUGCAAAAGAUCGAUAUGUUGCAGGUGAUGGACAGAGAGUCGUUGGAUGGCACUCCAAAGAACCUGACGUUUAUCGCGUCGUACAGGACAAACGACGAGACGGACGUGCGGGCGGUAUCGUGCGGCUACAUGUUGUCGGGCGUAUCGAUUCGACGUGGGCCGGCGACUCAGGCGGCGUUGGUCGAGGGUGACGUAGUGCGAGGUCGUGUGGGAGCUGACCAGCUUUACGCAGAUCAGCGGCACGACCAACCUGAUCCUGUCGACACUCGGCAUUAUCAACAGCACCGUGCAGUACUCUGGCACGUUUGUCUAUGUGCGCGCGCUGUCCACCAUGGUCGUGCGCUACAGCAAUUUCACCCAAAACAAAGAGAGUCUGUUUGUGCAACAGGCCAACUCGGCGCUCACUAUCAUCGGCUCGUCUUUUUACGCCAACCAGGCCAAUCGGUGGGGCUCGGUGUUGUACCACAACUUUCACGACAACCGUGCUACGAUGGGUGGCGGUGUCGUCUACUUUCAGACGCUGCCACCCGUGUUUGGCGACGAUGUUGUCUUUGCCAACAACACGGCUGGGUACGGGCCGAGCAAGGCCACGCCACCCGCGUCGCUGCAGAUCCAGGAUCCGGAAUGCGUGCCGCGUAUAGUCACGUCGGGACAGACCCGUGUCACCUGCGCCGUCGUCAUCAUGGACAGUCUCGGACAGAUGGUGUUGAGCUCCGACCUGCUCUACAUCAAGGUGUACAUGCAGAUCAACUUUGCGACAAUCGACUUGAUGCACUUUGA